This is a messenger RNA of Episyrphus balteatus (marmalade hoverfly), 1891 nucleotides long. It is a transcript of the gene Vps26, whose product is annotated as vacuolar protein sorting-associated protein 26B-like. Gene Ontology annotation, cellular component: retromer complex; endosome. The transcript is spliced from 7 exons. The record is from RefSeq and is a predicted model, not a curated record. Gene Ontology annotation, biological process: retrograde transport, endosome to Golgi; intracellular protein transport. The coding region runs from base 296 to 1756 and encodes 486 amino acids. Lineage: Eukaryota; Metazoa; Arthropoda; Insecta; Diptera; Syrphidae.
AUGAACACGCCUAUUUAAAUAAAAUAAAAAAAAAUUGUGUUGAAUUUAUCAUCCAAUUUGAACAAAAAAAAAAAGUAAAAGCAAUUUAUUUUUGUUGUUUUCACAAGUCUUUAAUUAUUACAAAAAUAAUUUUUCUACAUCAGAAAAGUCUCAAAGUAAAAUCAAAGUGAACAAACUGUGUAUAAAUCAUAUCGUUCACUUUUAUUGUUGGUUGGUCGGUGUUUAUCAGUUUCCCCUAAAAAAAAGUUUUAUCGUUGUUGAGUAUCAUUUUGUUGGAAACAACUCUUAACUAAGCAUGCAUUUUCUUGGUUUCGGUCAGUCAGCAGAACUUGACAUAGUGUUUGAUGGAGCAGAGAACCGUAAAUUGGUAGAACUCAAAACCGAAGAAGGAAAAAAAGAAAAAUGUCUUCUAUACUACGAUGGAGAGCCUGUCUCAGGAAAGGUUAAUGUGACACUAAAAAAACCCGGAAGUCGUCUCGAACAUCAAGGUAUUAAAAUAGAAUUUAUUGGUCAAGUUGAACUAUUCUAUGAUCGAGGUAAUCAUCAUGAGUUUAAGACAAUUAUCAAAGAAUUGGCUCGACCUGGUGAUCUUAUUCAAAAUACAAGUUAUCCAUUUGAAUUUUUAAAUGUUGAAAAACCAUUUGAAGUUUAUAAUGGCUCUAAUGUUCGUUUGAGAUAUUUCUUGCGGGCAACAAUUGUUCGACGAUUGAGUGAUAUUGCUAAGGAAGUUGAUAUUGCUGUUCAUACAUUGUGUACUUAUCCAGAUACUAAUAUUCCAAUUAAAAUGGAAGUUGGUAUUGAAGAUUGUUUGCACAUUGAAUUUGAGUAUAAUAAAUCGAAAUACCAUUUGAAAGAUGUAAUUGUUGGCAAAAUUUAUUUCCUUCUUGUGCGCAUUAAAAUCAAGCACAUGGAAAUAACAAUCAUUAAAAGAGAAUCUACUGGAUCUGGGCCGAAUAUAUUUACAGAAAAUGAAAAUAUUGCAAAGUAUGAAAUUAUGGAUGGUGCUCCUGUAAAAGGUGAAAGUAUACCAAUAAGAGUAUUUUUGGGUGGCUACAGUUUAACUCCUACAAUGAAGGAUAUAAGCAAGAAGUUUUCAGUAAAAUAUUUCUUGAAUCUUGUUCUUAUGGAUACAGAAGAUCGUCGUUAUUUCAAACAGCAGGAAAUAAUCCUUUGGCGUAAGGCAGACAAAACCCGAAAAACAUCUCACAACCAACAACUUCAAACAAGCAACCCUCGAGCUCCGACUCAUUUAUAUGGUGGCCGAAAUGAAAUAGGUGGUUUUAGCGGACCAUCACAAGCCGAACGAGAACCUGAUGCUGAAUAUCGUCCAGCAAUUGAUCCUAAAAUGGGACUAUUCACAAGAGAAAGUCCACAGCAAGAAUAUUCACAACUUCCUGGUGAUGAACCAGUUGACAUGCUCCGAGGUACCGCUGACGGAGCUGCCUCAGGUGCAGAUCAUCUUAGUGAUGCAAAUGCAACCACAAAUGCUCCUCCUGCUACUGCUACAAAUGCAACUACUGCCAAUCUCUUUGAAUCGAAUGACAUUGUGGUUGCUGCAGCAGCAGCUGUCUCAACAACACCACCACCAUUGCCCGUUGUUGUCGAUGAUGAAUCCAAUUAUGAAGAUGUCUCGUUAUCUGCUGACACACCAAGUGCACCAAUCUCAAAUCCAUCACCAUCGCAGCGUAAAAUAUCAACAGCUGCUAAAGUUGUGGAAGCUGAAUCGAAUAUUCAAAAGCAAGAACCUUCCGUAUAAAGCUUUAAGCACUAUAGUGAAAAAAAUAAAAAAAAAUAAAAAUUCCAAAUUUAUCGUUAUGUUUGGCCACAUGAUUAUGUCUUUAAUCAGCAUUAUAUAACAGUUUUCAAUAAAUACAUAAUAUUAUUAAAAUAA